GACCAAACUUCCUGCCAGAUAGUGCUCCUAACAACACAGGAGCUGUGCGAAUUAAUAAGGAGCGUUGACAUAGAAAUCAUAUAAUUUACCAACAUGGGCCCUCUGAGAUACAGAGAGUGAGCGAGUGUGCCGAGAGUUGAUCCCGACAGGCAGAAGGACCUGGUCCUUUUUCCCCUCUUCGCCUACAGACAUGGACGAGUCACAGGACCUGGCUGAGCUACCGAAAAAGAAAGCUCGUCAUGAACCAGGCAUUGGUCAGGAGGGCCAACAGGCUGUAGUAACUAACGAGGACACAGACUCCGCAGAGAGAAAUGACUCAGCUGCUCUGGGGUCAGAGGUCAACACUCCUUACCCCCCUUCCUCUGUGCCUCAUCUCGACGCAGUUUCUGGGAGUAGUGAACAGUCAAGUCAAGACACAGGAACUGGAAACCAAACAUGUGAUACUGACAACUCCUAUACCAACAAUGCUGUGAUCUGCAAAGACCUUACUACAACUACAGGCACCGAAUAUACCUCACAGAUCUACCAAGGAAGCAACCCUGCAGUCACCGCCUAUGCUAGCCAAGGGGCCUUCUCCCUCACGCAGUCCUCUGUGUACAGCGCCUUUCCCCAGACCGGACAGACCUAUGGCCUUCCACCUUUUGGUGCCAUGUGGCCUGGCAUUAAAACAGAGACAGGGUUACCCGAGGCGCCCUCUGUUGGCCAACCUGGGUUUCUCAGCUUCAGCACCGCAUAUACCUCUACCCAGCCUGGCCAAGCACACUACUCCUAUCCCAGCCAAGGGUCCUGUUUCACUACAUCCAGUGUGUACACCAACAUCCCCACGGCUAAUGUCACCGCGACAACCACAGCUGCAGCACCUGGCAACACCCAGGAAUUCACGUCCUACAACUCCCUGAACCAGAUUCAGUUUCCCCAGUACUAUGUCCCUCCAACCAGCUACCUGCCCUCUGGGCUGCCCAGCACCGAUGGAGAUGUCUCAGGUGUGGUGGCCGCCGCCGCAUAUCCAGGUGCGAAGGACGAGAAUGCUGUGCCUGCUGGCCUUCCCAAUACCACAGAUCCAUCCCCAGGUGUGGCCCUCCCCACUGGUGCUCGGGAGCAGGAUGACGCCUCACGAAGGAAUCCGCCUGGCAAAUCCAAAGGAAAGGCCAAGAAGGCCGAAAACUCUCAGUCCAUAGACAACGACCUAGAGCGUAUCUUCCUCUGGGAUCUGGACGAGACCAUCAUCAUUUUCCACUCUCUGCUCACCGGCACAUUUGCGCAGAAGUUUGGCAAGGACCCAGCCACUGUGCUCAAUCUGGGUCUGCAGAUGGAGGAGCUGAUCUUCGAGCUGGCAGACACCCACCUGUUCUUCAACGACCUGGAGGAGUGCGAUCAGGUUCACGUCGAGGACGUCGCCUCUGACGACAAUGGCCAAGACCUGAGCAACUACAACUUUUCCACUGACGGCUUCACGGGUCCCAGUGGGGGAGGUGGGUCGGGCCCCACGGCCGCAGUUCAGGGAGGUGUGGAGUGGAUGCGCAAGCUGGCCUUCCGCUACCGCCGUCUCAAGGAGAUCUACAACGCCUACAAAGGCAACGCAGGAGGUCUGUUGAGCCCCAUGAAGAGGGAUCUGCUCCUGAGGCUGCGGACGGAGAUCGAGACGGUGACGGACUCCUGGCUCAGCAUCGCGCUCAAGUCCCUACUGCUCAUCCAGUCCAGGGGGAGAUGUAUGAACGUGCUGGUCACCACCACCCAGCUUGUUCCUGCGCUGGCUAAAGUGCUACUCUACGGGCUCGGAGAGGUGUUCCCCAUCGAGAACAUCUACAGUGCUACAAAAAUAGGGAAAGAGAGCUGCUUUGAGCGCAUAGUCUCCCGGUUCGGGAAGAAGGUGACGUAUGUGGUGAUCGGGGAUGGCCGCGAUGAGGAAUUUGCGGCGAAACAGCACAACAUGCCCUUCUGGCGUGUGUCAGCGCAUGGAGACCUGGUGUCCCUGCACCAGGCCCUGGAGCUGGACUUCCUGUAGAGGACGGCGGAGGAGGAAACAGACAUGGGCCAGAGAGACGGACACAGAAGCAUAGUAUUGUGAGAUGGUGGGGAGGUGUUCGCCUAUACAACUAUAUUCCCAGUCUCUCUCUCUCUCUCUCACACACACACACACACACACACACACACACACACACACACACACACACACACACACACACACACAUAUACAAGAUACCAACACGCACACACACAGUUAGUAUGUACAAAAUGACUGCUGCCACUAUGGAUUUGAAAGGACCUUGGUGUGCUUGGUGAUGUCAUUGGGAACCAAACUGGAGCACUGGACGACUGGAUCAACUGCCAUUGGACGCCUCUUGCUCCUCAUUCUCCCUCUAUGGCAGCUAUCCUCCUCCUCCUCCUUCUUCUCCUCCUCUGGAAGGAGCUGCCUCCUGGGAUUCCCCCAGUCAAGGGAAGGCAGCACACAUGGUGAAAGGAACAGGACAUCUUCUGUUUCACUUUUAAUCUUCUCUUUUCCACCUCUGAUCAUACCCAGUGGAGUCUACACACACACACACACACACACACACACACACACACACACACACACACACACUCACUCGAGUGCCGCCGGGGAUUGUUGGUCUAGCUGUCGCAUUCUCACCAAAGGAAUGACCAAAGGUCUGCACUGGCAUGGACUGGGGUUUUUUUUUUUUUUUUAAUGUUUUUUUUUUUUUUUUUUUCAAGUCUAUUUUUCUGUAGUACCGUAGUUGCAGUCACUCAUGUCAUGACUACAUUUUCUGGCAGUCUUUUUUAUUUUACCAUUCAUUCCAGAGCUUGAAAAAAAAAAAAAAAAUUCUCAUUCAACAUGUAACUUACUGAAGCUGUGCAAGGAGUGGUUUUGAAAUGGACACUGCCUGUACAGGUUUUGUUUCCUUGGGACAAACAGGGUUCCCUUUUGUACCAAAAGUCUCCUUAAACCCCAGUCAGCAAAUCCUCCUUCCUCCAUUGCGCUGAAGCCAUUUUUGGUGUGGUGUUGGCCUUGCAUUCCCUCCCUGUUCAGUAAGAAUGCUUUUUAAUAAGACAAGCAGCAGGGGAGCUGGUCUGUUUUUAUUGGGACAUGGCAAGCCCAAGCCCAGCUGAUUUAUUUGAAAAGGGCUUGACUGAGAGGAGUCAACUGAACAAUGAACAGGUUUCACCUGCUGUUUGUGUAACCGGUCCAAAAUGGUGAAAAGGAAACUGUGACCUUUUUCUCCUUUCUCUUUAAAUCGCUUUAUAGUAGCAGUGACAACCCCCCACCUCCCUAGCCGCUAAACCCAAAUGUAGGAGUUGUUGUGAGAAUGCACAAGGGUCAUUGACUGACAUCAAUAGAUGUUCCCUGAAUGCCUCAACCUGUUACAACACAGUCAUACACACCACAUAGAAAUGUUAAGCAAGUGGAGGGAGUCAGGAAAAACAAAAAAAAGCUCAUCAUGAUGUGUUGUUUUUGUGUCUCAUGUUACAUGUUUGGGAGAAGAAAAUGGGAGAAAAACUAAUCAGAUAGUGCAAUAUGUUUCUGGUCAGUGGUAGUGUUUAUUUUUCUGUUUCAAGUGACGUUGUUGUUGUUUUUUUUUUGGAGUGUUUGUGAGCUGAGGCUGACGAUGGGGGAGAUUCGGUAGAUGUGAAAGACUUCGUCAGCGAGAGAUUAUGACUGAACAAUUCUGAGCCUGAAGUCAAUGGAGCAUUGUUUUUGUUUUGUUUUUUUACUUACAUGCAGCUUGACAAUUAAGAAUGUGUACUCUCUG
This is a messenger RNA of Alosa alosa (allis shad), 3749 nucleotides long. RefSeq names its product EYA transcriptional coactivator and phosphatase 3 (gene eya3). Gene Ontology annotation, cellular component: nucleus. The transcript has 19 exons. The record is from RefSeq and is a predicted model, not a curated record. Gene Ontology annotation, molecular function: protein tyrosine phosphatase activity. The coding region runs from base 191 to 2005 and encodes 604 amino acids. NCBI's taxonomy places the organism in Eukaryota, Metazoa, Chordata, Actinopteri, Clupeiformes, Clupeidae. Gene Ontology annotation, biological process: multicellular organism development; positive regulation of DNA repair; negative regulation of extrinsic apoptotic signaling pathway in absence of ligand.